AUGUCAGUGACUAUGUAUGCUGAAAUGUUUGAAGAUAUGGAUGCUUAUUCUCGACAGGUCGAGCAAUGCUAUGUGGCUAAGAACAGUUUGAAGAAAGUUCAAGAAGAAAUGGAUCAAUUUAGGAUAGGACGGAAGGACCAGGGAAUGCCGGGUAACCAGUUUAGGCCUAGACCUAAAUCUUUCAAAGGAAAACAAGUGCAUCAUGCAAGACCUAACCAUCCUCCGCAAUGUCAAAGGGAGGGAUACAUGGCUAGGGAUUAUCCUCAAAAUUGGAAUAAGAUGCAAGGAAGGAACACUGGUCGAGUUUAUACUUUGGAUGCAAGGAAGGCUAAGAGCAACAAUGCUUUGAUUACUGGUACGUGUCUCAUCAAUGAUCACCCUUGUUUGGUAUUGUUUGAUUAUGGGGAAACACAUUCUUUUGUAUCAAUUCAGUGUAUGAAGUGUCUUGGCUUGAAAGCAAUUCCUUUGCCUCCUCCUAUGGUGGUUACUAUCGCCAUCGAUGAUGUGGUUAAUGUGGUUUUGGGGAUGGAUUGGCUUUCCGCCAAUUCAGUGUUUAUUGGAUGUAAAGAGAAGUUAAUCAUCAUUCCAUCUAGUGAAGCUACUCCAAAGUAUGUAUUAACUACUAUCUUGGAAGGUACGGUUGGCAUGGUUAUUUUCUUAUUUGAGAAGAAAAAGGCAGUUCUCUUGGUUCUCACCGAGGAACCUAGCGACAAUCUAAAUGUUACACAAAUUCCUAUAGUUUGUGAAUUUCCAGAAGUUUUCCCUGAGGAUGUCACUUCUCUUCCUCCUGAAAGGGAAGUUGAAUUCUCUAUUGGAAGAGUUGUUAACCAAGCACUUCAUCCGACCAAGUGUCUCACCAUGGGGAGCUCAAGUGUUAUUAGUGAAGAAGAAGGAUGGUAG
Messenger RNA from Lathyrus oleraceus (garden pea), 900 nucleotides. RefSeq lists its product as uncharacterized. Bases 1 to 900 code for a protein of 299 amino acids. The transcript has 4 exons. The record is from RefSeq and is a predicted model, not a curated record. NCBI's taxonomy places the organism in Eukaryota, Viridiplantae, Streptophyta, Magnoliopsida, Fabales, Fabaceae.